AACUGUGGGAAAUGUAGUUUUGAAAUUGCAACGUAUAAUUCUUUGCUCACUGAUUAAAACAAACAAAAACAAAAAAACAGUCUAAUUUGUAUGUCCUGUUAAGAAAAUAUCGCUUUUGUUUGUGGGCUUAAUUCCUUCUUCAUCAUUGUGGCUGAAGAGGUCAACCGUCUGUUGGCAAAGCAAAGAGCGACAAUCCAGCCUUGUCUGGCGCAGGGAGCGGUUAGUUAAAGGCGCUGGUGAACAAGAGGCGUUACAGGCGGAGAGAAAAGGUAGGGGAAAAAAGAAGUGAAGAAAGCUACAAGAAGAAGAAAAAGGGGGCUUAUUUUAAGAGCUAUUCUCUGAAGUUGUACAACAUGAACUGUGAAAUCCUGGAAUGAGACUGAACAUAGUCAACAUCUCUUUUAUUUCUGUCAGCCAUUCACACUGAGCCUGGUUCUGCUGGAGGUUUCUUCCUGUUAAAGGGGAGUUUUCCUUUCGACUGCCGCUACAUGCACGUUAACCAGGUUCUUGUUGUGCUACUGGUGCUGUUGGCAUGUUUGCUUCUACAUAGUUCACUGAAAGCCUCAACUCAACAAAAAAAAGUUUACAGGCAGAGCCAUCGUUUUGCAGCAGUAGAUCUCCAACCUAGAGAGGCAGAGACAGAUGUUGUCCCUGUUAUUAUCUGUGCAUCAGAGGAGCGUACAGGGGCAACCAUGGCAACCAUCAACAGCAUCAUUAGUAAUACAGAUGCAAGUGUUUUCUUCUACAUUGUUACUCUGCGUGAUGCAGUCAAAAUUGCAAGGAGGUACAUAGAGAAGACCAAGCUAAAAGGCAUCCAGUAUAAGAUUUUGGAAUUUAACCCUAUGGUUUUAAGAGGAAAGGUGAAGCCAGAUUCUUCUCGUCCUGAUCUCUUACAUCCACUUAAUUUUGUCAGAUUUUACCUACCUCUACUAGGGAUCAGCCAUAGGAGGGCCAUAUAUGUGGAUGACGAUGUCAUUGUGCAGGGUGACAUUAAGGAUCUUUAUGACAUAAAACUGAAAGCAGGACAUGUGGCUGCUUUCGCCUCUGACUGUGACUUACCCUCCACACAUGAAAUGGUUCGAAGCAUUGGCAUGCAGACAACCUACAUGGGCUUCUUGGACUACAGAAAACAAGAAGUGAAAGACUUGGGCAUCAACCCAAGUGAGUGCUCCUUUAACCCUGGAGUGUUUGUCGCAGAUAUCAAAGAGUGGAAGAAACAGAAGAUCACCAAACAGCUGGAAAAAUGGAUGGAGGAGAAUUUCAGGCAGAACAUUUACAGCAGUGCCAUGGCAGGAGGUGUGGCCACACCGCCCAUGCUUAUAGUUUUUCAUGACAAAUACACAACGCUGGAUCCUCUGUGGCAUGUCCGACACCUGGGCUGGAGCCCAGAUGCCCACUAUUCAGAGAGCUUCCUCCAGGAGGCACACUUGUUGCAUUGGAAUGGUCGAUUCAAACCAUGGAAUUACCAGGCCGUCCACUCGCAUCUGUGGGAAAAGUGGUUCAUACCUGACCCGUCUGGAAGAUUCACUUUGACACGGCCUAAUAGUGAUAAAUAAGGCCAACCAGCUUUUUUAAUUUCUCCUUCAUUUUUGUGGUGUAAGUUUUUCUUGAGUGUGUUCAAAUGUGAACUUAAGAUGUGGAAACAAGAAGUCCAUACUUGAAAACUUGGAUAACAAACUCUGAAUCAUUGUUCUUACACUGACAAGUAAAUUGUGAAUAGUGAAUACCCUAUAAUAAUUAAAUAAUUAGUUCAACUUUACAAUUUAGGAAAGCAAUAUACAAACAGAUAUUUAAUAAUGGAUUCAAAAAUCCACUUUAAAACUCCUUUAAUUUUUUUUUUGCUACUUUUUUGUACUAUAACGAGGUGCUGGUGUUGGGGUUGCCAAGUGAUGCCUCUCCUCUAAGAUGUCCAAAAAGGGUUUUAAUCAUUUUUUUUUUUUUGCCUGUAAAGUUUUAAGUAUCAUUUAUGAACACAUUUAAAGUGCUGUAUAAAAGUAUUUCUUCUGGAUUUUCUUUGUAACUAAAAAAUGUUAGUUUUUUUUUAUCAUCAAAUUGUCAUGAAUCACUGUUUUUUGCAUGAAUCUGUUUUUUUUUUUUUGCUCCCUCCUUAUUUGUUCAUCUGUUGUCAUCCCUGAGUGUUACGACCCCACUCGGUCUAGGGGUAAGAGGAAGUAAACAUUUGAACCAGGUGUUAUUGGUUUUGUGAAUGAAAGAGUAAUUUAUUGCUUUUCA
Molecule: messenger RNA, 2232 nt
Organism: Girardinichthys multiradiatus
Lineage: Eukaryota; Metazoa; Chordata; Actinopteri; Cyprinodontiformes; Goodeidae
Gene: glt8d2
Product: glycosyltransferase 8 domain containing 2
Exons: 10
Coding region: 489-1556 (355 amino acids)
Cellular component (GO): Golgi apparatus
Molecular function (GO): glycosyltransferase activity
Source: RefSeq, a predicted model, not a curated record